Trichoderma asperellum CBS 433.97 is the source of this 4137-nucleotide messenger RNA. RefSeq lists its product as uncharacterized. The record is from RefSeq and is a predicted model, not a curated record. NCBI's taxonomy places the organism in Eukaryota, Fungi, Ascomycota, Sordariomycetes, Hypocreales, Hypocreaceae. Gene Ontology annotation, molecular function: pseudouridylate synthase activity.
AUGAACACUUCACGGCUCUCCGCCCUGCUACGGCAAACUGGAUCAGCCCAGUCUCGGCUGCUGUCCUGCUCUUCACUUCCUCGCCAUGCCGUGCAGCGACGAGGCUUGAGCGCUGCGGCGGGCUCAAAUGCCAUCCGGGACCUUCUUCAGGUAUCCAGCGAAGUGUCUGAUGCCAUUGCGCAGAACAAGCCCGUUGUUGCCUUGGAGUCAACCAUUUAUACCCAUGGGGCUUUGGGCAAGGACCUUGCGCGGGAGCAUGAGGACUUGGUGCGAAGCACUGGCGGCAUCCCGGCCAUUAUUGCUAUUGUGGACGGCGUGCCGAAAGUUGGUGUCACGACUGAUGAGAUUAUUCGGAUGAUUGAGGAAGAGGGCACAGUCAAGGCUUCGCGAAGAGAUAUUUCCUACUUGGUGGGCAUGGGCCUUGCUGGACGCAAGAUUCACGGCGGCACAACUAUCGCCGGUACUAUGCUUCUGGCCAGAUUGGCCGGCAUCAGAGUCUUUGGAACCGGUGGCCUUGGAGGUGUUCACCGCGGAGGCGAGAACUCCAUGGACAUUUCAGCCGACCUCACUGAGCUGGGGAGGACGCGAGUUGCUGUCAUCAGCAGUGGCUGCAAGGGAUUCCUUGACAUCCCCCGCACACUCGAGUAUCUCGAGACUCAGGGCUGCUUGGUAUCGACCUUUGCAGAUGGGCGGAGUGGCAAGGUUGACUUCCCGGCCUUUUGGGCGAGAGACAGCGGCAUCAAGAGCCCGUCAGUCACAUACACUGAAAGGGAGGCUGCGGCCAUGAUCCUGGCCCAGGAGAAGCUCAACAUCGAGUCAGGCAUGCUCUUUGCCAACCCCAUUCCCGAGGAGUUUGCUGUUCCCGCAAAGGAAAUGCAGGCUCACAUCGAGCAGGCUGUCGCCGAGGCAGACCAGAAGGGCUUCACCGGCAGUGCCAACACCCCGUAUGUCUUGCAAAGACUCAAGGAGCUCACUGGCGAGAAGGCAGUGAUUGCCAACAAGGCGCUGGUGCGAUCCAACAUUGUGAGGGCGACCAACAUCGCAGUGGAGUUGUCACGCUUGCUGAGCCAGGGAACGAGCUCAACUUCAUCAGAUCAUAGUGUGGCGUUUUCAUCAUCAUCAAAAGUCGAAAAUAAACCAUCAUCUACAUUAAAAGCAAAUCCCAAAGCUGACAUACUCGUUGCUGGAUCGGUCGCUGUGGACCUCAGCUGUGACUACACCAGCCUCAACGGCGGCGAUGGCCAGCCGAAAGCUCAUACCUCUAACCCGGCUAGCAUAAGCCAGUCAAUCGGCGGUGUAGGCCAUAACGUUGCUCUGGCCGCUCAUCGAGCAAGCCGCCAAGCUCACGUCAAGUUCAGCAGCAUGGUUGGCGAUGACAUUGCAGGCGAUACGGUCCUCUCGGCUUUGGAAGCUUCCGGGCUUGAUCCCACAUACGUGAAGAAACUUGACAGGACAGAGCACCCUGGAAGCCGAACCGCUCAGUACGUUGCUAUAAACGACUCCAGUAAGAACCUCGUCAUGGCUAUGGCAGAUAUGGGUAUCUUCACGCAGCAUCUUUUCCCAGAGGACUGGGAAUCAACCAUCAAAGCGACAGAUCCCAAGUGGCUUGUCGUGGAUGGAAAUUGGAGCCCCAAAGGCAUCAGGACCUGGGUCCACACGGCUAAUGAGCACGGAAGCAAAGUGGCCUUUGAGCCUGUAUCGGUGGAAAAGUCCAAGAGCCUCUUCGGCCCACAGCGCGGAGUGCCGCCGCUGGGCGUUUUCCCCAACCAGAGCGUUGACCUCUCCUCACCCAAUAUCUACGAGCUUUCAGCCAUGUACUCUGCAGCCAAGGAUAACGGCUAUCUGGACAGCGCUGAGUGGUUCGAGGUCAUCGAUUCGUUCGGCAUGGUCGGCGCCAGAGACAAGUUUGUUCGUCUGACGUCGAUGGAGCUGACUGACGCCGGGGUGCCAGUGCAGUCUAUCCAGCUACUUCCUUAUAUACCAACCUUGAUUACAAAACUCGGAUCCAAGGGCGUUCUCUUGACAACCAUCCUUGGGAAAGACGACCCUCGCCUCCGUGACCGUGAGUCCGAAGAAUACAUCCUGACGAGAUCAUUCAAUGGAAACCCGGCAAUUGGUGGCGUCUACAUGCGGUUAUUCCCACCGGUUGAAAAGGUAGAGCACGUUAUUUCUGUAAAUGGCGUGGGUGAUACAUUUUUAGGCGUCAUGAUUUCGGGACUGGCUCAAGGAGGAAGGGUGGACAAGCUGGUUGAUGUGGCUCAGCGAGGUGCGGUUUACUCGCUCAAGUGCGCAGAAUCUGUGAGCAAGGAGAUUUCAAAACUAGAGGGCGAGUUGGAAAAAUCGCAUUGCGGAACAAACCAGCAAAAGAUGGCUCCGCCGCAGGACGAACCUUUCUCAGAGGACGAGCAGUCCGAGAGUCCAUUUUCAUCAGACAUUGACUCCGAUGAUGCCUCAACAACAAAUAAGAAGCCGGUGAUUGCAGUGCAGGACAAGGACUCUGACGAAGAAGACCUGGAACGAUUGGUUUUCGGCAGCAAAGUUAGCUUUGGAGAAAGCCUUUUCAAGAACAAUGCGUUAUUCGGAGCUUCAGACGAGAAGGAGGGCAACGAAUUGGAAAUGGCCGAUGACGAGGCCGCUGGGUUGGAAGAUGUCGACGAUAUGGACCUGUUCAUGAUCGACACUGCUCCGAGCGGCGCGGCGCCUCAAGUUUCAGCUACUGCGCCGGCGAAGAAGAAGGGCGAAGGCGAACCGGCAGCCUGGGAGGACAGCGAUGACGACCGGCUGGGAAUCUCGCUCGCGAAUCACACACGACUGCGAAAAUUGCGACUGACCGAGGCCGAAGACGUUGUGAGCGGUACAGAGUAUAGCAGAAGACUCCGACAGCGCUACCUCCAACUCCAUCCCGUGCCUGCGUGGGCUAAGGAAGUAGACGGUCGUCCUACGAAGAGGAGACGGCGUUCAUCUGCAUCCUCCGGCUCAUCGGACGAGAGCGGCAACGAGUCCGACGGCGAAGUGUCUGCCCAGCCAUUGGAAGAGUUCCUGCGAGAUGUCAGAAGCCUAUCUGGUGCGGGCGGCCCCGCGAAGCGACGCCUCAGCCCAGAAAUCAUCGGCAUCCAGCGAACACGCGAAAUUUCAGACAAGCACCUUGCGCCUGUGGAAUGCCUGUCCUUCCACCCCGAGUACCCGGUCUUGCUCUCAGCCAGCACCGCCUCGGUGCUCUACUUACAUCAUAUUGCUCCUGAUGCCUACCCGGUGCCGAAUCCUCGAUUAACGUCUGUACAAGUUAAGGGAGUUGACGUCAGGAAAGCAGAGUUCUUAUACCCUGGUGGUGACAAGAUCUUUAUUGGUGGACGAAGGAAAUACUUCCACCACUGGGACCUCAAAACUGGCAUUGUGCAGAAGACGUCGCAGAUUCAGGGCCACCAGCUGGAGCACAAGACGAUGGAAAGAUUCAGGCUGAGCCCUUGCGGCAGAUACAUGGGCAUCAUUGGCUCGUCACGCAAAGGCGGUGGUAUCGUCAACAUUCUCAACGUUGGCUCGCUGCAAUGGAUCGCCACGGCCAGGCUCUCCAGCAGACACGGUAUCGCGGAUUUCGCCUGGUGGAGCACCGGAAACGGCAUGACGAUCCUAGGAAAAGACGGCCAGGUUGGCGAGUACAGCGUGGAGAGCAGGAGCUUCGUCGGCAUGUGGCGCGACGACGGCUGCAUUGGUGGCAUCGUCAUUGCUCUCGGCGGCCACCAGGGCCCCGAGCUGAUUGGCGAGGACCGCUGGGUAGCUAUCGGCUCCAACUCCGGCAUCACCAACAUCUACGACCGAACCACGCUGCUCACCAUGGACAGCGACAAGAACAUCACGGUCAAAGAGACCCCCACCCCUACGCGUGUGUUUGAACAGCUCGUCACGCCCAUCACCGUGCUCACCUUCUCGCCCGACGGCCAGCUCCUCGCGUUCGGCAGCAGAGAUAAGAAGGAUGCCUUGCGGCUUGCGCAUCUGCCGAGCUGCACGGUGUACAGGAACUGGCCGACGGCGCAGACUCCUCUGGGGAGAAUAACAACAGUGGCGUUUGGAAGGGGGAGCGACUUGUUGGCGGUGGGUAAUGACGCGGGCAAAAUUAGACUGUGGGAGAUUAGGAAUUAG